AUGAUCUCGUCCCCGGACUUGCUGCCUUUCACCGGGCCGCAGUGCUUCGGCGACGAGGCGGAGGGAGACAGCGGCGGUGCAACGGCGUGGGAGCUACCUGAGGAGCUCUCCGUUCCGCCUCUCUCCUCCUCCGUCGGCAGGCACCCGUGGUUCUCCGCGGCCGGCUUCCAGAAGGACUUCGUGCUGGUGGCUGAGUUCUCUGAGCAGGUGGGGCCCACACCAGUGAUGACCAUACCUGAACAGGCUGGCGAGUCAGAGUCCUUGGACUUAAACCACUUCUCCGUGCGCAUCAUGUCUGUGGACUACCAGGCAUCAGGCCCCAGCCCCGCCUCCUCCUCCGCAGGGCCGCGCCUCAACUUCAACGAGGACUCUGAGGUGGUCCUCGGGGACUCUGCGGACUGGGCCUUUGCGUAUGUGCGCCACGUAACCCUUCUGGAUCUGGCGGCCCGUGGGAUGGUGCGUCCGUUCUGCAUGGCCUACGUGUGCUCACAGCAGACCAAGAUCAUGGAAAACUUUAGUCAGUUGUCAGCUGGUUUUCGCCGUGCAGCUGACAGCCUUAAGACUGGGAACAGGCAAGCCUUCUCCUUAGAGCUCCACAACAAGCUUCAUCAGUUGCAGUGCAAACGCUUGGCGCUGCUGAAGAAUGAUGGCAUUAGCAGCAGAGGUGAAAAGGGUGAGGAGUUGGAAGCAGUGGAGCAAGCCAUUGCGAUGCACAAAGAUCUUCUUCGUCAAGUUACUUCCUACCCAAACAGGAAGCUGAAGCAUCCCGACUUCUUGCCUUAUGAACCGGCCGAUGCCUGGACAGACAUGACUGUCAGCACACCUCCUCCUCUGCCAACCAUCCACCGCAGUGGGUCUGAGAGCGGCCUGAAGCCACUACAGGAACUCUGCAAUGCCUACUUCCUAUCGCUGAUGACGGAGCAGCUGGCGCUAACAGAGGUCUGCCUCCGUGGUGAUAUCACCACUCUACGCAGUGCUAGCAUCACGCGCUCACUGAACAGGAAACUCAGACUGAUCAAUUUCCUUUUUGAGCAGCCUGAGGCUGAAGAGGAAGAGGAGGAUGGAGAGGAUGUGUUGUUGAGGGAAACGGAAAGUCAGCCAAGCUUGGACGCGUGUGAGCAGACAGGAGAAGUAGUGAGCGGGGAGAUGACAGGGAGCAUCAGCAGUGGAGACAGUAUACAAGUGAUUGGCACUGAGAGAUCCUACAAGACCCUAGCUGCACCCGAUGUGUGUCUCACCUCACAUCUCCUCUCCUUGCCUGAUGCCACUCUCACUGCCUCCGACACACCUAGUGUCUUGUCCACUGCUCCACUUACCCCACCUUUCAUCCCCUCCAAUGAAUCUUACACAACUCAUGACACGCCUCUUUCCUCACUAGACUUGCCUCUCACAGCUUUCGCAGACCCGGUAUCUAGGCGCAUCAGAAUCUACACCCGGAGGGCAAACAGCGAAGACAGCAUCGAGGUCCUUAGCACCACAGAGUCAAUCAUCCCCGAAGACCUCACCGCCAUCACUGAGGAAGAGGAGCCCACAAAUGAUAACAAAACAGAUGACAUGAUGAGGAAAUCUCGAGAUUGCAGUGCAUCAUAUCAGACAUUGCCCAGACUCCUUUCAAAGCAAUUGUCUUCCGUGCCAAACGCUAAUAAGGAGAUGGAUGGUGCUGCCGAGCUGCACUCGCCCCAUCGGAAGGCCCACCCCCUGGUCGGAAUCUCCUCAGAUGAGGCGGGACUACAAACACUGCGCUUUGUUAAACAAAACUCCUUCUCUCAUCAUGCAAUUUUCUGCUUGCUUAGCGGCCGCCCUCUUGUGUUGCUUUCCAUGGACGACGCAGAGCUAAGGAAGAGCGUUGACGCCCUGACUCCCUUCCUGCCAGCCCCCUGUGGUGCAGUAAUGCCGCGUUUGAGGACACCACUUCAGCUAAGCGAUCUACUCACAUGGAGGCUGAUUGGCAUCCACAGGUCUCAGUCAUCAGAUCCCCUUCAUUGGCUGAGCCGCUACAGCCGUUACGUGGGUGUGCUGGACCUGGACCAUAGGACGCUGCGCUGCCCGGCCUACUCGGGCUCAUUGGUGGGGUCUCUGGUGGGCUCCGCUGUGCCCACCGGCACUUUCCUGACGCACGUUAAGUGUGUCUUAACAGCACUUGCUAAACGAGUACUGCUCUUCACAUUUGCCCAGCAAGGACAGGAGGGACUGGACAAGGGUGACCUCAGUGUAAUGCAUUUCCUGUCAGACCUCAUCAAGCAGCAACAUAUUGGAAACGGACCGCCGGUGAUGCGAUUCUACUAUAUGGCGCUUCAUGUACACAAAAACACAGUCACUACAUAA
This is a messenger RNA of Nerophis lumbriciformis (worm pipefish), 2325 nucleotides long. Lineage: Eukaryota; Metazoa; Chordata; Actinopteri; Syngnathiformes; Syngnathidae. The record is from RefSeq and is a predicted model, not a curated record.